AUGGGAUGUGGCGUCACAAAGUCCAACCAGUUCCACAAACAAUCCAAAAAAGCCGUCACAUCGAUAAAGGCAGCCGUCCUGAUUCAGCGAUGGUACCGGCAGUAUGUGGCCCGCACAGAGAUGAGACGCAGGUACACCUGGCACAUCUUCCAGUCCAUCGAAUACUCUGGAGAACAGGCUCAGAUCAAGCUUUAUAAUUUCCUCGGCUACCUCAUGGACAAUUUCACACCAUCGAGCAAUGAACGAAAUCUGAUCUCUCACAUCUUCAGAGAGAACGAGGUGUGUCGGGAAGCAGAGUGGGAGAGGUACUUCUGCUUCGAGAACAUCGAGGUGCCGGAGAUCUACUCGGGACCUCACCUCACCUUUCCUCUGACUGUGGAGCAGGCAGUCGGUUUAGUGGAGGCGUUCAGGAACAAGAAACAGCUACACUCACGUUACGUCCUCCAGCUUCUCCUGGAGACGUGGAAACAGCUCCGGAUGUUGCCAAAUAUCAGUCGCGUCUCCACCUGCCAAAGCAAAGAAAUCACUGUUUGUGGUGAUUUACACGGGCAGCUGGAAGACCUGCUGCUGAUUUUCUACAAGAAUGGCAUGCCAUCCUUGGAGAAGCCGUACGUGUUUAACGGAGACUUCGUGGACCGAGGCAGAGACUCCAUCGAGAUCCUCCUCAUUCUGUUUUCCUUCCUGUUGGUUUAUCCCACCGAAGUCCACCUGAACCGAGGAAACCACGAGGACCACAUCAUCAAUUUGAGGUACGGCUUCACUAAAGAAGUGUUGUCUAAAUACAAGAUGCAUGGAAAACGGAUCCUGAAGCUGCUGCAGAAGAUAUUCAGCUGGUUGCCCUUGGGGACGGUGAUCGAUCAGAAGGUGCUGGUUGUCCACGGUGGGAUCUCCGAUACCACGGACCUCAGCAUCCUCGCCAGAGUAGACAGGCACAAUUACGUCUCAGCACUGCGGCCUCCAAAGAAGAGACACCUCAGUUCAACCGGCGCAUCCACCGACUCCGACAUGGACGAGGACUGGUCCAACAAGCUCCUCCAGCGCCGGGCCUCCCUCACGUAUCCCAAACCUAUGGGAACCCGCGCCAGCUUCCAGAACCGCUCACUGCAGGAUUUUUCUGACCGGAUCAAAGUGAAUGUGGAAGACGACCUGGAGGCCCGCCAAAGGAAAUUAUCCGUCUUCAGCCUUGGGGUCAACAGUUCAGAAAACGAGGCAACCCAAGCUCUGCCCAUUGAAUCUGUCGUCAUUGAAAGCGCCGAGGACGAGUGGAAGCAGAUCCUGGACCUGCUGUGGAGCGACCCCAUGCCCCAGGAUGGCUGCAUCCCCAACGAGCUGAGGGGCGGAGGCUGCUACUGGGGCCCCGACGUCACAGAGGACUUCCUGAACAGGCACAACCUGCAGCUCAUCAUCCGCUCCCACGAGUGCAAACAGGAGGGUUACGAGUUCUGUCACAACCGUAAAGUCCUCACUCUCUUCUCUGCGUCCAAUUACUACGACGUGGGGAGCAACAGGGGCGCCUACGUCAAGCUGGGUCCCAACCUUGUGCCUUACAUGGUUCAGUACCUGGCCAGCAGCAUGAUCAGAGAGCUCACCGUGAGACAAAGUGUGGGACGAACCGAGCGCUCGGCCCUCAAAGUCCUGAGGGAGCAGCUGUUUUCGCACAAGUCUGACCUCAUAAGUGCCUUCAAAAAAUUAGACAGCCAGAACACAGGUCUGGUGUCUCUGAACAACUGGGCCACUGCAGUGGAGAGUGUGAUGCACCUCAGUCUGCCCUGGAGGAUGCUCCGCAGUCAGCUGGUCACCUGCAAGACCAGCGAAGGCAUGAUUGACUACUACGAGUGGUUCAACGAGCUCGCCAUCAGAGGACCCAACAUUGAUCAUAUCGACCAGGGUCUGAUCGAGACUUUGUACCGACAUCGCUCCACAUUGGAGACCAUCUUCAGAAUCGUAGACACAGAUAACUCAGGUUUCAUCACCAUGGAGGACUUCAGGCAGACAUGGAAGCUGCUGAGCGUCUACCUAAAGAUGGAGAUCACAGAGGAGGCCAUCUCCGACCUGGCCGUCACCAUCGACACCAACCACGACGGCAGCAUCGACAUUGAGGAGUUCAUGGAGGCCUUCCGCCUCACAGACAAGAAGAGCCGCCUGGAGCGAGGACGCAGCAUGUUCAUAGGGACGGCCAACGACCUCACCAAGCUGGAGGGAGACCCCAACAUCUGA
Messenger RNA from Scomber japonicus (chub mackerel), 2217 nucleotides. It is a transcript of the gene ppef2a, whose product is annotated as protein phosphatase with EF-hand domain 2a. Lineage: Eukaryota; Metazoa; Chordata; Actinopteri; Scombriformes; Scombridae. Gene Ontology annotation, biological process: detection of stimulus involved in sensory perception; negative regulation of MAPK cascade. Gene Ontology annotation, cellular component: cytosol; nucleus. The record is from RefSeq and is a predicted model, not a curated record. Gene Ontology annotation, molecular function: protein serine/threonine phosphatase activity; Hsp90 protein binding; calcium ion binding. The coding region runs from base 1 to 2217 and encodes 738 amino acids. The transcript has 17 exons.